Molecule: messenger RNA, 1267 nt
Organism: Trichoderma asperellum CBS 433.97
Lineage: Eukaryota; Fungi; Ascomycota; Sordariomycetes; Hypocreales; Hypocreaceae
Source: RefSeq, a predicted model, not a curated record
AACGUGAAGUAGUUCACCGCGACACCAGUUAGAACUGUGAGGUCUUCUUGUAGUUGCUAUAUCCAUUGCGAAGUGUGAAAAUGGCCGCCAAAGAGGUUAUCCUGUACCACUACCCACACUCCCCCUAUGCGAGAAGGGUGGUUUGGUAUCUAGCUCUACGGGGAAUUCCGUACAGCCAGUGUGUCCAACCUAAUAUGAUGCCGCGACCGGAUGUCGCUCGCCUAGGCGUCUCGUAUCGUCGCAUCCCCAUUCUUUCCAUUGGCAGGGACAUUUACGUUGAUACACGCCUUCAACUACCAAAGCUAGAGGAAUUGCAUCCUGAGCUGCCUCGCCUUGGAGCUACUACGCCGGAGCAGAAGGCUAUAGAGCGCUUACUCUCAGCUUUCAUCAUUGAUGGGGGCAUCUUUCAGGAAGCCGCAAAGUUGCUUCCUCUAGAUCUACCAUUGUUUAAGGAUCCAAACUACUUCAAGGACAGGGGGGACUUCUCAGGGAAGCCCUUCAGUCUGGAGGCGUUGAAAAAGAUUCGUCCCGAUGCGUUGGCAGAGAUUACGGUGGGAUUCGAUCUUUUUGAGACAACGCUACUGGCUGAUGGGCGAGAAUGGAUCUUGAAGACGGAGAAUCCCAGCUUGGCGGAUAUCGAAGACGUAUGGGCGCUUCACUGGGUGUCCGGCUUGAAGGGGGCAUUGCCAGCGGAUAGAUUCUCUCCGGAGAAGUAUCCUCUAGUUUAUGCGUGGAUCAAGCGCUUCCAGGAGGCGGUUACGGCAGCGAAGGCGAGAAACGGGAAGCCCAAGUCGCUGAGUGGCGAGGAGGCAGCAAAAGUGAUUGAGAAGUCAUCGUGGAACGAAAAGGAGAAGACGGUGGAUGUGGGAGAUCCGUUGGUGGUGGCGGAAGGGCUGAAGAAGGGGAGCAUGGUUGCGGUAUGCCCGACUGACACGGGGAGGUCGCAUAAAGAUAUUGGGAAGUUGGUGAGUUUAGAUAAGGAUGAGGUGGUGAUUGAGAUUAAGACGCCUGAGGGGGAGACUGUGAGGUUGCAUACGCCGAGGCAUGGAUUUAAAUUGAGGAGAUUUGAUGAAGAAAAGAAGGGUGCUGCGAAGUUGUGAGAGUCUUUGUGAGACUUGAUGGAGGAAUUUCUUUUGUUUUUGUGUGUAUUAUAUGGUAGCCAACGAGGUAACAAUAUCAGAAUACGUGCUUGUUUUAUAGAGGCGAACGGGGGGCGUAGAUGGAGACUGCAGUGCUAUUCACGAUGCCAAGCGCGGACUGCCCUGGC